UUGUCCAACUCCAAAGUCCAAGCUGCAUGCAUCGGCGUUUUCCGAUGGUGGCGGCGUGGCGCUCAGGGAGACUCCUGGUGGCGCUUGUAGUAUUGGACAUUUUGUUCACUUAUAUACAUAUAUACAUGUAUGUUAUGUGCAGUUUCUAACUUUAUCCGCUAUUGCUCACUAAGAGGGCGUUCGAGUCCCUUAUAUAAAUUAAUAACAUAGCGAAUACGUUUUCGUUCUUUCAAAAAGACAAAAAUUCUCCGCAUGGUCUGCAAAAAUGUUUAAAAAAAAUAUAUAAAAUUUGAGUGACAAAAAGAAUGACGUUAUCGGAAUAUACUUUGUCGAAUAUCUGUGUUCCUUGCGGUUUUGGAUUGGAUAUCCUACGCCACCGGCUUGUCCAUUUGGACCGCGCAAAAAGCACGUGGCUUGUUUUGUCAAAAUCUCUCGCAGUGUUUUACCUACGACGACACGCAGCAUAGUGAAAUUAUAAAACGAAUUUUAUUUAUGCAUAAAUAAAUAUGGAAGAGGUCAGAGAGGCUAUUGGUAUUGACAAAGUUGAUAUGAGUGGUAAUUUUAUAUUCAUCGAAGAACAGCAUAAUGCUGAUGCAAAUUUUGUUCUCCAUGCCAUCACUUCUCACUGUAGGGAUACAAACAAAAUUGUCUGCUUUGCUCUAUUUCACAACACCUUUGGACAUUUUCACAAUGUUGGAAUGAAGCUUGGUUAUAAUCUGAGAAAAGAACUCAAUUCUAGUGUCAGGAUUGUUGAGCCACUGAAAAUCAUAUCCAAGAAUAUUCAUCGUGAAAACAAAGCAUAUGCUGCUCCACAAGUUACAGAUAACAAACUACCAGAAUUCGAUAUUAAAAACAAAAGUAGUCAUCUGGUAAAACAACUGGCUCAAAUAAUCAAAGAUGAAUGCAUUUCGAUCAAAAAAGGCUUGAUUAAUCAAAAAGUGUACCUUAUAAUAGACGAUCUGAGUCACUUGUUUGAUUUCGGACUCAGUUUCCAAGAUAUUUGGUUAUUCAUAAGAUAUUUGAGAUCAUUUGUUAACUUUGAACCUCAUCUCACUUUUUGCAUUGCAAGUCAUGUUUACAAAGCUGCACAGGAAGUAUGCCAUCCUAACAUAACUGCAAUUUGUUUGCGUCACUUUGCUGAUCUGGUAAUAAAUGUACAGCCAUUAGAGACUGGCUUCUCUAAAAACGUUUCUGGAAAAAUGAUUGUUAAUUGGAAAUCGCAGCAACAAAGACUGAAAUUCAAGUGGUCAGAAGAGAUGAUUUAUUUGUUCAAACUGUUGGAUCGGCAAGUGAAACUCUUCGCUCCGGGUAGCUCCCACAUUAUGUAAAUAAUAUUUUAUAAUAAAAAUUGUAUGCUGUUAAAAGAAAAGAA
Messenger RNA from Nasonia vitripennis (jewel wasp), 1372 nucleotides. RefSeq names its product elongator complex protein 6 (gene Elp6). Gene Ontology annotation, biological process: tRNA wobble uridine modification. Gene Ontology annotation, cellular component: elongator holoenzyme complex. The coding region runs from base 507 to 1328 and encodes 273 amino acids. Lineage: Eukaryota; Metazoa; Arthropoda; Insecta; Hymenoptera; Pteromalidae. The transcript has 2 exons. The record is from RefSeq and is a predicted model, not a curated record.